UUGAGGGGAGCAAACGUGAACCAUUUUAUUUUAUUUUAUUUUAUUUUUUUCUCGAGAACAAAACUAGGGAAAAAUGAGAAGUAAGAGUGUAGGGAAACGUAGGGAUGCGGCAUGCGCAACUGCUCCUUCACUCUUCGCCAUUCCUCUCAUUUUGGAUGAACAUAACGUAACUGCGUUUGAUAGUGAGAGUGACGAUGUCAAUUGCGUUCAUCGCCGUCCCGAACCUGGACCCGAGUUUGUGGAGUGCUUGGACAGGAGCAUCUGCGUAUUCUGUGACGAUAAAGCCGAAGAGGGAAUUUUGGUUUGCAGCGAAAGGCUGUGCCCUGUCACAGUACAUUCCAACUGUAUCGGUUCCGAACCCAAAUUCGAUUAUUUGGGUCACUUCUACUGCCCCUACUGCUGGUACAAGCGCGCCCUGGACACGUGCCGGCAACUGAGAGAGAAAUCCCUGGUCGCCAAGAAAGCUUUGUCACACUUCUUGGAGAGUGGCGCACGUGCAGAUUCUGCUGUUGCACGGGCGGGCCUGGUUCAGGAUGGGAUACAAUGUGUGGAGGAAACACAAUCUGAAGAGAAUAAUAAUACAGAUGAAGAAAAGGUGUCGGUGUCUGUGACGGUUAGUUCUGUGAGUGAGACCAACGAUGAAGAGCCUAAUGUCGUUUUAGCAAAGACAAGGAAGGACCAGAGGAAGGGUCCUUCUGCAAGGAGGAGGCGUUUGUUACAACAAGAAGAGUAUAAACAUUCUAACACCAGAAGGAAGAUUGCUGGUAAUGUAACAGAGGAGGAAGUUACCAGCUUCCAAACUUUGAGGCGACCACAGAAGUCGAUCGUGAAAGGAAUGAAUCGGACUUCACUGACUGCAAGGCGCAAGAGAUUACUUUGGACCCUUGAAGAAGAAAAGGUUCUGAAGAUUCAUUCAAAAAGAGGAAAAGGUUGGACCAAAACAUUACAUAAAUUAUAACCAAUAACUUGCUCAAGGAUACAAUAUUAGGGGUGAAAUAUGCCCUAUUGUACUAAAUGACAUUGAUGAGUGCAAUGAGUGGUUAAUAGGACAAGUGGAUGAUGAUAAUGAUAAUGAUAUUGAAGAAGCGGGAAAUGAGUUGAUUUUUGAUGAUGAUCUCACUCUUAAUUAGGCAAUUGUUUAUGAAGCUUGAGAUGUUGGAGAAUCAAUAAUUUAUACAAGGAGACAAGCAAGCAAAAAAAGGAAGCAAUCAUCAAGUGGUGGCAUUGUUAUUGGAUCUUCCUCUGCUUUUAAGAAAGGUCCAGGUGCAACUUCAGCUCAAUAGGAAGGAAGGGCAAAAAGACAAUGCAAAUUGGAGUUGAGAAUGAAUUGCAAUUGAAUAGCUCUGACUACGAGUUUUAAAAGUUAUGUAACUUGACAAGCAUAUUUCUUUUUGAAGGGAAAGAUGAGGAGGCAUAUGCAUCGUUAGAUAAUAUUGGAGAUAAUUAUGUUGGCAUGGAAGAAGAGUGAGAUACUUAGAAAUUUAGGACUUUUUCCUCACGUUUUGAUGUUAUUUGUAAGUUUUGAACUUGAAAUUCGUUGUGUGUUGAUUUGAUGUUAUUGUUAUUUGAAUUUCUAGACAUAUUAUUGUUAUUAUUAAUUAUAGUUGUCUCUUUCAUUAUUUUUGCGAUACAAUUAUGUUUUUGCAUUUUCUUUAAAUUAUCUAUUUGUAUAUAUUGUAUUUCUUUUGUCUGCUAUGCUUCCUCCAUAACCUAUUGUGGUUUCCGAUAUAGUUUUAUAAAGGCUUUUUGGG
Vigna umbellata (rice bean) is the source of this 1751-nucleotide messenger RNA. The record is from RefSeq and is a predicted model, not a curated record. NCBI's taxonomy places the organism in Eukaryota, Viridiplantae, Streptophyta, Magnoliopsida, Fabales, Fabaceae.